GGAACCCGAGCAGCGGCACUGCAAAGUCCGCUGUGGCUGUGACGCGACGAGUCGGUGCCUGGUUGGCGUGGCUGGCGGGGAGUGAGGCUGGCUGAAGACACCCCAGCUUGUGCUACCUGCCGUUUCAAGGUCUCCUCAUCUUGGCCUCUGCUGGAGUCCCAGACCCACUCCUGAGGUCCACCCUGCAUCCUAGCUCACCAUGGGGAACCACUUGACUGAAAUGGCCCCUACAGCCUCGUCCUUUCUGCCGCACUUCCAGGCUCUGCAUGUCGUGGUCAUUGGGUUGGAUUCCGCGGGGAAGACUUCCCUUCUUUACCGGCUCAAGUUCAAGGAGUUUGUCCAGAGCGUCCCCACCAAGGGCUUUAAUACUGAGAAGAUCCGCGUGCCCCUGGGGGGUUCCCGUGGGAUCACUUUCCAAGUGUGGGAUGUUGGGGGUCAGGAGAAGCUUCGGCCACUGUGGCGCUCCUACACCCGCCGGACAGAUGGACUGGUGUUUGUGGUGGACUCUGCAGAGAUUGAGAGGUUAGAGGAAGCCAGAAUGGAGUUACACCGGAUCAGCAAGGCUUCCGACAACCAGGGGGUGCCGGUGCUGGUGCUGGCCAACAAGCAGGACCAGCCGGGGGCACUGAGUGCAGCCGAGGUGGAGAAGAGGCUGGCAGUCCGAGAGCUGGCAGCUGCCACGCUCACCCAUGUGCAGGGCUGCAGUGCUGUGGACGGGCUGGGCCUGCAGCCAGGACUGGAACAUUUGUAUGAGAUGAUCCUGAAGAGGAAGAAGGCACCUCGGUCAAGCAAGAAGAGACGGUGACCCGAGGCUGCCCCUACCCUACCUGCUAGGGGGUCAGUACACAUUAUAGUCAGGCAGGGCCCGUGACCUCUCAGCCAGCCUGGGUGCUGGAUCUGUCCACCGCAAAGGACUGAAGGAGCAUAGGUGGCCCUGUGCGCCACAGGGGGGAGGGAAGAUGAAGUGUCUUCAUUGCCCUUCACCUGUAGAGGGUAGGGAGGGGCUGCAAGACCGGAGACAGAUGUAAAUGCUAACUCUACCUCCUACCUCGGCCCUGGCUCUCCUGUCCUUCCCUGGCAUUUUAUUUGGAGAUAUAUUUUUAUCUUUGCAGGGGGAGGGUGUGUAGAAGGUUAUCCAGAGAGUGCAUUUGGGGGUGAAUUGAGAACAUCUUUUCGCUCUCCACAGUCUAGGAGAGGGGUCUCCUCAGCUGCUCUUCUCACAGCCAUUCUGUGUCUGUGAAAAUGCCAAGAAUUCUCCCCACAAUUGUAGAUCCCUGGCCCUUUUUAUAAGCCUUGAGUGUCCUCUGUAUUAUUGUAUUUUUUCUGUUUUUUUAGCAUUUGCCUGUAAGUUAUUAAAGCUGGAUGAUUCUGGUU
This is a messenger RNA of Mus caroli (Ryukyu mouse), 1374 nucleotides long. It is a transcript of the gene Arl4d, whose product is annotated as ARF like GTPase 4D. The record is from RefSeq and is a predicted model, not a curated record. Gene Ontology annotation, molecular function: GTP binding; GTPase activity. NCBI's taxonomy places the organism in Eukaryota, Metazoa, Chordata, Mammalia, Rodentia, Muridae.